Molecule: messenger RNA, 2412 nt
Organism: Bactrocera latifrons
Lineage: Eukaryota; Metazoa; Arthropoda; Insecta; Diptera; Tephritidae
Product: transmembrane protein 198
Exons: 7
Coding region: 996-2105 (369 amino acids)
Cellular component (GO): plasma membrane
Source: RefSeq, a predicted model, not a curated record
AUUACGAAAGUGUAAGCAAAUAGAAUAUUUAUACAAAUUCACAUACUAUGCUUCCGUGUCUGUAAUCGACAGGGCUUUAGAAAGCAAAACAGCGGUUACCGCUAACAGGGUACAAAAGCACAGUGUGAGGUGUGUUUACAAAAACAAUAUACAUACGGACAAAGAGCACAACAACGUCCAACAGUUAUAAAGGCAUUUAUACGCCAAACAGUCAGCCGCCCAACCAUUGAUAGCGGCGCGCUUUGCCGCUGGUUUUACUUCUCGGCAUCCUCAUAUGGGUGGAAAAUGUGCCACUGACCGUACCACAACAAUUCGGAAUUGUCCCUGCAACUGACGAGUAAUCGGCAGCGCUCAUGUAAAGUGGCGAACAAAUGCUCGCAGUCGCAAAAGGUUAUUACACGGGUAGGAAGCGUGUGUGUAAGAAAAACAAGCAAAAAUGUAAAUGAAAAGUGAAAAUCACAAAAUUAUGUGUGUGGAAAAUUUAUUAACAAAAAGCAAUUACAAAUAAAUAAUAACUGCGAAAUUGUUACUAACGUGCGUUUUGUUGCUUAAUUUCUGAGCGCAUGAAAACAAUUUCACUUUCCUUCGAGUUUUUAGUUUUUCACGCCAUUAAGCCUAUAUGUGUAGGUUAUAGAAGGAUGACAGUCAAAAAAUUUGCGUUAAACAAGUGUAGAAUGUUGGGUCAGCAAAAGAGAAACGUAGUAAUGGCGUGUUUACCACGGCUCACCAACUGCCAAUAGCUGGACGAGCAAAAAAUUGUUCAUAAACAUAAUCGAGAUUUUGUAAAUAUUAACUGCGUGCUGCGUUUGAGCGUACAGCAUCAUAUUUUUCUUCACUCAAACACGCGAGAAUACGCCCAGUUCAAAAGAGCCGCUGCAGCAUCUCUUUAGUUGGCUGAAAGCAGGCCAAUUGCUUUGGCAAACAAAAAAGAAAACACAUACAUUGCAACAACAGCAAAAACAAGAAAAAACAGUGUUUUUCAGUGUGCGGAGAAAAUGCAUUCCGUGAACGUGUACGAAAGUGAGGAUGAGCGACGUCAUGGCCAUGAUGACACACGCGAGCUGCAGAACUUGGAUUGGCCCUUCUUGAUUAAGGGCAUUCUAGAAAGCCCAUCUUGUACAACAACAACACCGGACACUGUGGCCGCACUGUUGUGGACAAUUACGGCGGUGUUUGGUAUUGUUUACGCGCUGCUCGGCUACCGCUGUCUGCGCGCGGUGGGUUUCUUAAGCGGUCUGAUGGUUGGUGCCAACGCCAUUUUCAUGUUACAGGACUUUCAUGUAACGCUGCUCGGCAAACCAACCGAUUCGGCACUAGCGAUCGUGGCGGGCUUGCUGGGUGCCGUGAUUGGUUCGACAUACCCGGUAGCAUCGAUAUUGAUUAGCGCAUUCGCGGGCGCACUGGUAGCUGGCGCAGCGAUGGCCGUGUGUGUGGCCACAAUGCCAGACAAUGACUUUGGCUAUCGCGAAAUUUAUGUGGCUAUCGCGGGUGGCGCCGUCAUUUGCUCGGUGCUGACGUUCUGCUGCGCCAAAUAUGUGACCAUACUGACUUCGAGUAUCGUUGGCAGCGCGAUGAUUAUUACCGCUAUCGAUUUUUUCAUGCACAACCUAGACACGAUAAAUUGGAUUUUAAAUAUGAAACCGAAUCCGCUGCCACCGCCUUGUUACGGCGGCAUUUUGAUAUGCUCCUGGCCGGUGGCAAUCAUCAUCAGCAUAAUGGUGCAGUGCUUCAUCACGGCCUGGCGCGUGGAUCAUCGCAAGCGCGUCUAUCUGCGGCACCACCACCAGAUGGCUCGCUGCGGUGCCGGCGGCUUGCCGACGAAUCGCAUGAGCGGACGACCGCGCGAAACGCGCGAAGAGGCCAGUCAACGCAAGUACCGUUAUCUGUAUCAGGUGCGCACGGCGCGCGGCGACAUUAUUUCACAGAACUUCGUGUCAGCAUUGCAGAAGCGCAUACAACUGGGCGGCACGGAGACGCCCUCGGAACGUUCGAUUAAGACGAGUUCGAACGAACGCAAUACAUUUCGCAGCGAUCGCACACACUUCACCACCAUACCCGAUUCCGAAAUGUGCGACAAAAUCGAAAUUGUGCGUGAUCUAGGAUAACAAACAAGCAACAGUUACAUGUAAGCGGCGAAUGUGCGAGGGAAACGGAAACGUAUAAGAGACGCGUGGAGCUUGCUUGUGGUUAUCCGAAGAAUCGCGUAUGUGUGUGCGUGUGCGACGAUCGUUGUGCGUGUAUGUAUAACGGGAAUAUGAAUUGCCAAUACAACAACUACAGCUAAGUGAUAAAAUGCAACGUUGCGUUUGUUGGGCGUGUAAAUAAAACUUGACAAAGCUUAAUUUAAUGAAGUGCAGGGAGGGAGCGAAGGAAGGAGACGAGUGCAUGUGUGGUAAUGCAUGAAAGUGAUAA